This is a messenger RNA of Clonostachys solani, 747 nucleotides long. Lineage: Eukaryota; Fungi; Ascomycota; Sordariomycetes; Hypocreales; Bionectriaceae. The record is from the annotation of a GenBank genome assembly.
AUGGUUCUCUUGUUAGCACGAAUUAUGUGUCCUUUCGAGGGAAACCAAAAAAAGGAGAAUAGGCAGCUAUUUACCAAGCAUGAUGGCAGGGAUCACGGCGAAACUGAUGCCCUGGACAAUGAUAUGAAGCCUCCAGUUCGUGACGUUUUGGCGCAACUUGCUGAAGGGAAGCGACAGGCCGCUAACAAGGAAGAUGAACGCCACGGCGCCGUAGACGAUGCUGUAUUCACUCCUGAUCACGCCUCCGUGGGCAGCGACAUCUGCCAGGAACACACACAUAAAAUCGUUAGCCGCCGUCUUCUCUCAACCCAACCGCCGAUGAAUACAUGGCUCCUGCGCUACGAUACGACUUUUUUUCUAUUUUCCUUUCUUGCGCGCAACGGAGUUUCCAAGUUCAGCUCGGCGACCUUGCGCAACCUCGCCAGGAACCCAGCCUUGUCCUGCUCCGUCUCUGGUUCGGGGGAAGAAUCUGCCAUCGUUGGGGGGAUGGCUUCGAGCCCAGACAAGGGGCUUCAUAUAAAAGAAAAAAAGCUCCAAAACUACGAAGCAAUCACGCACGCCUCCGAGGAAUCAUUGCUGUUAAAUGAACCCUCCGGACAAAGACUACUGCGUGGUGGAGUUACCUCGCUGACUGGCCGAAGCCCGGCCUCUGUCGAUAUGCUUGUGGGCCAGAGCAGCGAACGUCCGGCUUAUUACCUGGGCUUGGCCGAUGUCGUGAUCUGCACCAUCGGAGAAGUCGCCGAUUGA